Molecule: messenger RNA, 4593 nt
Organism: Scleropages formosus (Asian bonytongue)
Lineage: Eukaryota; Metazoa; Chordata; Actinopteri; Osteoglossiformes; Osteoglossidae
Product: actin-binding LIM protein 3-like
Exons: 23
Coding region: 490-2715 (741 amino acids)
Biological process (GO): cytoskeleton organization; lamellipodium assembly; cilium assembly
Cellular component (GO): stress fiber; actin cytoskeleton
Molecular function (GO): actin filament binding
Source: RefSeq, a predicted model, not a curated record
CGCAUCGCACUGUUUAUUGUAUCGCACGGGAGUCCAGGACAGCGGAGCUCGCCGAUGUGCAGGACAUUGAACCCUGGGAAAUCGCCUGGGCUUCGCGUGUCAAACCCGGCCCUUUGACGCGCCUUCACAGGAAAUGGACUCACGUGCUUACAUGUGAGCAGAGGAGUCCCCCGUUCCCCCCCCCCCUCCCACCCACCGAAGACAGCGCCUUCUCUUCUGCCUCGAGCUCGUGCCGGAGAGGAGGCUGCAGAUGAAACGCGCGUCUUCAUCUCAAUCCGGAUUUGGAGGAGUCCUCCAGCGAUCUGCUCCUUCGGCGUCCCAAGCCAGCGCACCUGUCCUGUCCGGGGAGGAAAGCAGCGCUCGGUGCUCAGUGAGCGGUCUGCGCUUCCUUCGGGUCUGUCCUGCGCUCAUCGCUCCUCCCGGGACCUCAGACUGGACCGAACCUUCUGGCUUCUCCAUCUCAUCUGCUGCUGCACCUAAACUGGAACCAUGAGCAGCAGCGCAGUGCCCCACCAGCACAGCCCUUUGAGAAGCAGACAGAGCUCCACUACCGUCCUUUGCUUCCGCUGCCAGGAGGUCUGCCGGGGGGAGGUGGUUCGCGUGCAGAACGUUCACUUCCAUGUCAAGUGCUUCACCUGCCAAGUGUGCGGCUGCGACCUGGCCCGCUCAGGAUUUUUCCAGAAGAACGAGGAGUAUAUCUGCACCACUGACUACCAGCGCCUCUAUGGCACCAGAUGUGACAGCUGCGGGGAUUUCAUCACGGGAGAGGUGGUUUCGGCACUUGGGCGCGCCUACCACCCCAAGUGCUUCGUCUGCAGCGUCUGCAGGAAACCCUUCCCCAUCGGAGAUCGGGUGACAUUCAGCGGAAAGCAGUGCAUCUGUCAGCAGUGCUCUCUCACGCUGGUCAGUGAGCCCGUCAAGAUCCACGGUCCCAGCUACUGCGCUGGCUGCCAGGAGGAGAUCAAGCAGGGGCAGUCGCUGCUGGCCCUGGAGAAGCAGUGGCACGUCAGCUGCUUCAAGUGUCAGACCUGCGGCACUGUGCUGACCGGGGAGUACAUCAGCAAGGAUGGUGUUCCAUACUGCGAAAGCGAUUACCACGCUCAGUUUGGGAUUAAGUGCAACACCUGCAACAGAUACAUCAGCGGGAGAGUACUGGAGGCUGGAGGAAAGCACUACCACCCUACCUGUGCCCGGUGUGCCCGAUGUCGCAUGAUGUUCACGGAAGGCGAGGAGAUGUACCUGACAGGUUCAGAGGUGUGGCAUCCACUGUGCAAACAAGCAGCACGAGCCGAGAAGAAGCUCAAGCACAGGCGCGCCUCGGAGGCCUCCAUAUCCCCGCCCGGCUCCAGCAUUGGCUCCCCCAGCCGAGUCAUUUGUGCCAAACUGGAAAAUGAGAUCUUUAAAUACAAAGAUUACUCUUCUCUGGCAAAGAGUAGAAAUGUUUAUGACGCGCACCGGGCCAGCCUCAGUUCCCAUGGCUUCGGUCAGAGAUAUGCUUCCGAUGACGGGCUCGAGCGCUUCAGCUACGGGGAGUCCUUCGGGACCCUUUCUCCAUAUUCUCAGGACAUAUACAGCAGUGUGGAGUUGAGACGCCGCCGCUCUUCCAGUCCCGGGUACAUCGACUCACCCACGUACAGCCGGCAGGGCAUGUCCCCCUCCUUACCCCGCUCCCCCCUGCAUUACUACCGCUCAGGCAACGAGAGCGGCAGGAGCUCCCCUUACUAUAGCGCUGUCAACGCCAGAGCCGGCACCCCCACCACGUACCAGGCGCCCAAGCACUUCCACGUGCCAGACACUGGGGAGACCAACAUCUACAGGAAACCUCCUAUCUAUAAGAGACAUGGUAACCACCAACGUUCAGCCACCAAGGGCAAGGCAAGUGAAGACAUCCUCCAGUCACCUCAGUUCCCAGCGCCCUACUACUCUGACCACUACCAGCAUGGGGAGCCCGAAUACUACCACUAUGCCAGCUCCCCUAAAGGCCCACGUGCACGGCGAUUUUCAUCAGGAGGGGAGGAUGACAGCUGGAACCACAGUCUGAACAGGAUUCAGAGCGGAAUUGGCAGGAUGAUACUGAAGGAGGAGAUGAAAGCCAGAUCUGGUUGCUAUGACAACGACCCCUGGGCCAGCGCCCGCAAUUCCCGGAGCAGCAGCCGGGAGACGCUGCACAACGUGGGCUACAACAACAACACCGUCAACGGCUGUGAGGGCGCAAUUCCGACAAACACUCCACGGUCGCGCUACAGCACAGACAGCGACUCCUUCCUCUCAAAAUCAGCCUCCUUGCCCGGAUACGGCAGGAACGGACUCCACAGGCCGCAAAGUGCAGAUUACUUUGAAUACGUCAGCGGUGAUCCCAACUGGGGGAUAAGAGAUUACAGGAUUUAUCCAUACAAAGCGCUCAUAGUGUCUGCCAGGGGAAUAAACAGGCUGCCCAGUGAUGUAGACAGAGCCAGGUUAGAGGGAGAGGAACUGGGAGAAUGGAGCCCUCACAGGGGAGGCAUCUGCGGACAGGAGAUCUGCACCGAAAGCACUCCAGGACACGUUAUGACUUUUGUUGUUUUUUUUGUUUUUUUUUCCUCGCUCGCUUUUAUUUUGCCGUUGGACUUUUGUUUUAUUUCCAUUGCAGAACAUCUGCGCUCCUCCGGAGGACCCGUUCUGCUCUGCUCUGCCUCCUCCGCUCUGCUGGUUGCACCAAGAGCUCGCUUGCUUUAGACAGAGACUAGGUUUGCCUUACUUGAACAUAGAGCAGCAUUCACCAGCAGGCAGGAUAAACAGAAUGUUGAUAUUAUAUGAGCCGUUUCAGAAUGUGGCCAAAUGGAUUUAUCAUACAGAAAUCGCUGCGCUCUUUUUUUCCUUUCAUUUUUCAUGCAUCCUCACUUUUUUUCUUGCUGAGUAACAAUAACUUCAUUUGCAUAGAUGAUGGUGAAUUAUUUGACCAGAAUAACAAACUCUGUACUGGUAACGUGCUUAGGUAAUGUAUGCAGGUUUGAUUUUUUUAAUAUUCGAACAUUUGAACAUUUGAUUAGCACAGAUUAUAUGUACUAAAUUUUUAUACCUCAUUAAUGUUUACAGUUUUUCUUAAUAUAUAGUCUUGCCAACAUUGUUUGAACUUAUUUUUUAACGUUUUCUUUUGCUAAUACCAUUUAUUCAAAUUCAGAGAUUUGCAGAAUGUACGAUAAACUAAAAACAUAUCUGUAAAACUUAACAACCACUAACCACAACUUCCAUGCAUUUUUGUAUUUCAUUUGCGUUGUUAUUUAAAGAAUUCAUUUCCUGCAUUUCGUAUUUGUUUUGUUUACUUGUUUUUGGACAGCGUGAGGAAUGGAAGAGGCACUUGGUCAUUUGGACACAUAGUCAACGGGCCAAUGGGUGUUAAAGGGCAAGUUCACCCUUCUUACAUGUGGUUUCUUUAAAACAAGAAAAUUAGCUUAAGUUCCUCACACUCUCCACUGAACUCUUGAAGGCAAAUUUCUGCUUUUAUUACAAUGGAGGACAAAUCAGUGUCUUUACAUUAUUUACUUCCUGAAUUUCAAAUAUAUUUUUCAUUCUUUUUACAUUGAAAUAUUUGACAUUUAACAUUUAUUUGAAGUUUCCCCACUCUGUUAACUGAAGGGUAAAUUUGCAGGUUUCAGUGAAUUUGGGGUCAUUUGGAAUUUCUGCAGAAUAUAAAGUAGUAAAAAUGAUGUAACUGAUCUAAGUUGUCUGGAGUAUGAGCACACACCACGGUAACUGUUAAAAUUACACCUACAGUGUGAAGUUCAGAAACAGAAUUUCAUUCACCAGUUGAUUUCCAUCGUUGAAUCUGGUUAUCCUGGCUGCCCUGUCUAUGCUCUGAAUUGCAAUAAUAGUCAAAUUUAUUGUACCAGUGUUUAUGAAACACACAUUAUUUAAAUUAUGUUUUAUAUUUUCUGAUGCUAGAUUUUUCUCCAGUUGUUUUUCGAUAAUUUGCUCUAUCCGAUUUUUAGUUUUCAGAAUGAAAUAAUUUAUAUUUUUGCUGCCGUUUAUGUUUUCACUUCUGUUUAAUGUCAUUUGAUUUUAUUCGUUUGUGGUCCUUUACCACAUCCAAGUGAUGUUAAUACAUAAUUGUCAAAGGAAGUCGAGCAAUAUCGAAUGGUUGCGUGAAUGUUUUUUAUUGACCGAUUUUAUUAUAUCAACCGAGUCUAACUUCCUAAAGUUUACUUUUUGCAGAGAAUUAAAUGACUGCCUCUUUAGUUCAGCUAUAGAAUAAGAUAAUGUAAAAAAAAAUAAUAAUCUGCUAACUUUCCGGUGAGUGUAUUUGUUGACAGGCCAUACACUUGGCCAUUCUAAUUAAUAUGUCAGGAUAAAAACUGCCACCCACAUAAUCCUCACAUAAUGAAGCCUUUAGAGUUAACAAUGUCUGUUGUUUCUGGGAGUUCUUGGAUUCAUAAUUCUGCAAAGGUACUGAAAAAAUUAAUUCAAAGGCACUGCUUUGGAAAAUGUUUAAUCAGAUACAGGGGGUUUCAUUUUUUUUUAAAUAAAUGUACAUUUUUUGUAACUGGAAUUCAGCAACCUGGCGUGAAGCUGUCACUGAUACUGCUAAAAUGGUUACAUACUGUAUAUAUUAUUUGA